AUGCGGCGCGUGCAAACUCACACGAAAGCCGAAAUACUGUUCCGCUGGUUCACCAUUGGUGGCGUGACUGGCACCGCGAUGCCGCGGGGGAUGCAGGCCUUUCCUCUACGAGAUAGUGCCAAGACAAUUGAGACGAUUGCUGAGGCAUACGUAAACAUGGACCUGGCGACGAUGCGUAAAUUUCAUGAGUCCGUUCUGAAGAACACCACAAGGACGUGUGGUACAUCUCGACUCUCCUAUGAGCAGGCAUUACUGCAAGGCAUAGGAGCGGGAAACAGUUGGAGCAGCACGGGUACUGUUGGCGUUGGGGACUCGGCCCUCUCAUCAGCCAGCAGCCCCACGCGAGAUGAGGCAUUAGCGUCGGAUAAUGCGGCACUUGCAAAGAAGGUGGCGGAGAAAACUGCCUUUGACUUCACCGUCAGGAAGUACCCUUCGGCCAACAAGGUGAAACUCAUCAAGGAGCUGCGCGCUGUCUCUGGACUCCCACUUCAUGAGGCGAAGACAGCCGUUGAAAAGUGUCCAGGCGUCCUUGUGAAGGCAAUGGCACGAGCCGAUGCGGAGAAGCUCAAGGCAUUGUUUGAGGGACACGGUGCAGAGGUGGAGUUGCUUUGA
Molecule: messenger RNA, 612 nt
Organism: Trypanosoma cruzi
Lineage: Eukaryota; Euglenozoa; Kinetoplastea; Trypanosomatida; Trypanosomatidae
Product: ribosomal protein L7/L12, putative
Exons: 1
Coding region: 1-612 (203 amino acids)
Biological process (GO): translation
Cellular component (GO): ribosome
Molecular function (GO): structural constituent of ribosome
Source: RefSeq, a predicted model, not a curated record